Messenger RNA from Alligator sinensis (Chinese alligator), 2740 nucleotides. RefSeq lists its product as uncharacterized. Bases 1268 to 2614 code for a protein of 448 amino acids. The record is from RefSeq and is a predicted model, not a curated record. Lineage: Eukaryota; Metazoa; Chordata; Crocodylia; Alligatoridae. The transcript is spliced from 2 exons.
AAGGGGAAAGAUAAGGAAGAGAAGCCCCCAUCCAAAUGGUGCCUGUAGCCUGGCCUCCCUGCCCUCCCUUCCCCCAACUCACCACCACGGGGAAAGAAGAAAAGUUUGACCUUUGCUGUGGAGGAUUCAGUGACUGAUUUGUGUCGCGGUGACCGGGCACUGGAGCCCUGGCACAGAGCGCUGGCCCGCUGCCCGGCCCCCUCCCUUCCCCUCGGGCUUGGGGCAGCUUUCAUAGGAGCAGACUGGUGAGGACGGCACCGAGUGCUGGUGGCUUCCACGUACCCAAGGCUGUUCAACAAAAGGGUCCAUGUAAUUUGCUAGCUAAGCAACAGCCUUGCUUUGGUGAAAGGUUUUCUACGUGCGCACGGCUAAGGCGGCUUGCAGCCAUGUGGCACAAGAAGACGUUCGUGAAGGUGCGGCAUGCCUCUGCACCAUCUCACUACGCAACAGCUGUUGGGCUUGCCACAGCCACAUGGUGACAGGGCAAGACUUUGACUGCGUGGCCUGGGUUUCUAAGUCUUUUUCCCUGCUGGGCAGGUUCGUCAGCAGGACGUGGCCUGGGGAGGCCGGACGAGAGCCGGGCAGACCCCAGUGCUGUGGGAACCCCUCCCAGGGCUUCCAGCCGAUGUCCUGAGGAUGCCAAAGCCCCCUCGCUGCACUCGUCAGCUGUGCACCAGGAACCCCUGCCCCUUUAGGACACUUCCUCCUUCCUGAGGAUAGUAAAGCACUUGCUGGCCAAGGCUUCACCCAGCCUGCGCCCUGUGCUGCGGGGGCAUCCGUGGGCUCGCUGCAUAGCUCCCUGGCAACUUCUCCAAGGGCUCCCGGAGGAGUGGACUGCUUCUGCUUUGCUGCAGGCUGAGGUGCUGUGACCAUGCUCACAAUGACUUGGCUCUGCAAAAGCCUCCUCCCCACUUCCUUCCUGAAGAGAAGCUCCUGCCCUUUUGUGCAGAACAGUAAUAUGCUUAUUGCACUAGGAAGGCCUUCACAGCAGGCCCGCACCACAGGGGUGUUGCCGCUUCUCUGAUCUGUGUAUUUUGCCUUCUGGUACAGCUGCUUUAUCUUACAGUGCAGCCAGGUCUGGUGAAUGUUGUGCCAAAUGACUUUGCAGUGGUGACUGUUUCCAGUGCCGUGGCUGGAACUGGAGUUUGUCGUGCGCCUUCCAGACGCCAGGCAGGACCAGCUUGGCUCUGCUGGCCAGGAGCAGCAUCUCAGCCAGGAAUACUGACCAGGAAGGAACACGUUAAGACUGAAUUUAUGCCAUUCAACCAUGUUGUACUGUGGAAAAAAAUCUUGUUUUGUUGCUGUGCCAUCUGUCUUCAUGUUUGUGAUCCUUUUGACGCACUACUGGAAAAGAUCUAUGUUCCAGAAUGAUACACCAAGAAUAAUCUACGUUGAACCAGUACCCACUGAUCAGACGCUCGAGCUUUGUGGAGGGAAACCUGCCUCUAACACGAUCGCAGCCUUGGAGGAUAACAGAACCUUUAUCGUAGCCCCGUACUUUGAUAACAGAGAGAGCAAAAUCACCCGAGUGAUUGGGAUUGUUCACCAUGAGGAGGUGACGGCACUUUACUGCUGGUUCUGCUGCCAGCCCGAUGGGGAAGUACACGUAUCUAGGGCAGACAUUGAUGUCCACUCGGAUCGAUUUGACUUCCCGUACGGUGCAGCAGACCUGCUCUGUGCAGAACCCCCCACCUGUGAUCCGAGCUAUGUGUCGAUUCACUCGUUCCCUAAUGGAAAUAUUGAGCAGCUGCCCAGAUUUGAAAUAAAGAACCGCAAGCCUGAGCCCUUUUCUGCUGACUUCACCGUGUGCAUCUCAACCAUGUUUGGAAACUACAACAACGUCUUACAAUUUAUACAGAGCAUGGAGAUGUACAAAAUUCUGGGGGCCCAGAGGGUGGUGAUCUAUAAGAACAGCUGCAGCCCCCUGAUGGAGAGCGUCCUGGCCUUUUAUAUUGCAGAAGGGACCGUCGAGGUCGUUCCCUGGCCCAUCACCUCCCACCUCAAGGUGUCUCCUCACUGGCGCUUCCCGAAGGAUGGGACGCACAUCGGUUACUACGGACAAAUCACCGCUCUCAAUGACUGCGUGUAUCGCAACAUGUACCGGAGCAGGUUUGUGCUGCUCAAUGAUAUCGAUGAGAUUAUUCUGCCCGCGAAGCACCCGGAUUGGAAAACCAUGAUGAGGAGUCUUCAGGAGCAGAAUCCAGAAACUGGCGUUUUCCUCUUUGAGAAUCACAUCUUCCCCAACACCGUGUUCACUGCCACAGCCGUGUUCAACAUCUCGUCCUGGAAUGCAGUGCCUGGAGUGAACAUUUUGCAGCAUAUCCACAGAGAAGCCAACAGGAAAGACAGAUACAACCCUAGGAAAAUGAUAGUUGAUCCAAGAAAGGUGAUUCAGACUUCAGUCCACUCUGUUCUGAAGAUGUAUGGCAACAGUUUGGCAGUGUCCAACAAUAUUGCCAUAACAUUUCAUUGCAGGGAACCCUAUGAACCAGAUGUGCCAAAGGUAACCCUGAUAAGAGAUGCAACACUCUGGAGAUAUAAUGCAUCUUUGCUUAUUAAUGUUAAUAAGGUGUUACAUAAAAGUGGUAUUUUAAAAACAAUGUUGAAGCCAUAAUAGAUGCUGAAAGACUCGCAUAAGGUGAUGGCAGUAGCACUUAAGAAGUGUUAGGUCCUUCUAAGUAAUAUACUGGAAAGAAUAAUAAAGAGUGAUUUUCUGUAGAAGAGACUUCAGUGUAAGAAC